UGUGUCGAGUAGAGCCAGUGCUGAACUGUUAUGAUGUGUCAAUAAGUUAAAAAGGUGGACGGCACCAAUGAUGAGAGGCCCCCCUCGGUACUUAAGCAGGAUAUUAGAGGUCAUCGUCAUUGCAUGACAAAGGCUGUGGCAGAUUCAUCUUCAUCACUCAUACAGCAUUUCCAUAGUUUAUUCUUCAGUGCGGUAGUACCAUGAAAGGUGGAGGAAGGGGUAAGGAACCGUCUGUUGCAGGGGAGGUCACUGGCAAGCGCCCCAAACGCAAAUGCCUGCAGUGGCACCCACUCCUCUCCAAAAAGGCUCUGGAUUUCUCUGAGGAGGAAGAGGAAGAAGAUGAAGAGGAGCUGGAGAAGCAGCCGGUGCUGUGUGACCAGGACCAGGGGUCACAGGUGCAGUGUGGAAGCACAACAGAGGAAGUGGAGGAGGACUCGAACGAACAGCGGGCCAGACGACCGAUGAACGCCUUCCUCCUCUUCUGCAAACGCCACCGUUCCCUGGUGAGGCAGGAGCACCCUCGUCUGGACAACCGCGGGGCCACUAAGAUCCUGGCUGACUGGUGGGCAGUGCUAGAGCCCAAGGAGAAGCAGAAAUACACUGACAUGGCUAAAGAGUACAAGGAUGCCUUUAUGAAGGCUAAUCCAGGCUACAAGUGGUGUCCCACCACCAGCAAACCAGUGAAGAGCCCUUCAUGUCAGCCAGUCGGCAACCCCCGCAAAAAAGUAUGGUCCUUCUCUUCCAACUCAUCCAAGGACUCGACCACUGCCAAAAAAGUGCCCAAAAGUGACAGCAUGCCUCAGUUAAACUUUGCCAUGGCAGAUCCUACAAAGAUGGGAGGCCUUAGCAUGCUGCUGUUAGCCGGGGAACACGCCCUCACAAACAGAGAGAUCCCUUCCAGCACUAAGCCUAGUUUACCAGACACAGCCAGUGAAGGGAACUCCUUUCCAGAUGAUAAAGUAGAGAUUUUGUCUGGGACAAUACUGAACAGAGUGCCUGACAUCACUGAAAGCAGGGUCACAUCUGCCCUUUCCCCACUGGCAGAGUCAUCUGUAUCUGCGGCACCUGAAGGAAAACCAUGCAGACAGUCUGCUCUCUUCCAGCUGGCUGAGAUGUGUUUAGCGUCUGAAGCUGGAAAGAUGGACACGGUGGUGUCUCAGCCAGAGGACAGCUCCUCUUCAGCCUCUCUCCAGCAAACUACAGUCAAGCCUGAGAUCAAGGAGGAGAAAGAGAAAACAGAAACAGACGACUGUCCUCCCUCCUCUCACACUGCGGCCCUCUUACCUUCGCUCUCCUCUGUCACUUCUACCUCCACUGACGCCAUUCCCCCACAACUCAGCAGCCAAAAUGCACGUGUCAAAAAGAAGAGCAAGAAAAAAGAGACGAGCAAGUCAAACGACAACGAAGAAACCCCUUGUUCAGCAAAGAAGAUCAUGAAGAAGUGCGACCCCGCUGAAUCAAACAUGGACAGUGUCUUCAGUACGAUCGAGGCUGUGGCCAAGGGUGUCUGGAAGGACACGGAGGAGAAGCCCAAGAAGAAGAUCCAGAGCAGUCCUGCCGUCGCCUGUGGAAACUCUGGUUUGCCCAAAAAGAAGAGCAAGCCCAAAGUCAAGACCUGUGUGAAAGAAAAAGAGGAGGUGAUGGAUGAGAGCAGUGAGCAGUGUGGGCAGCACAGCUCCUCUGAGGUGGAGAUGAAGGAAGAGAUGACUGACGUUAGCCCCAAGACAGAAGUAGAAGAAACAAGUAUAGAAAGCACAGAACUUCAUGGCAGCAUGGCAGAACCCCAAAGCCCCCCGGGCAGCCCUUCACCCACUAAGCUCAGAGAGGAGGACAAGGGGAAGGAGCGGUCGAGCGAAGCGGAGUGCAGCGCAGAGAGCCGUGGCUCCAGGAAGUCAGAGAGGAGCUGCAAAGGCGCCUUGUACAAGACCCUGGUUUCUGAAGGGAUGCUGACAUCACUGAGAGCCAAUAUUGACAGAGGUAAAAGAGGUGCUCUCCGUGCCUCUGAUCACGAUGCAAACUGGAGUGAUGACAGCUGGACGGUUGCUCAGAUGGGACCUAAUAACCCCAAGAAGCUGAAAAAGUCCAAGUCCAAAGAUGAAUCUUCACAGGGCCUAGGGAAACUGGAGGAAGAGUUUGAAAAGAAGUUUAACAGCCUACCACAGUAUAGCCCAAUGACAUUUGAUAAGAAGGGGACCGCUGUCUCAAAGAAGAAGAAGACGGACAGCUCCUCUGUUCAAGAGGACGCCUCCAAAACCUGCAAAGGGCCAUCUCCAUCUCAGAAAAAGACUUCAUUCCACAAGAUUGUUAGGAAGCACAAACAAAAAAAGGAGAAACCAGGUGCAGUGGAAAAAGCAGUGGGACAGAGUGAUUCCACCAUGCCGGACUCAGCUUCAAAAGCCAAAUCAUGUGCCCCCAUUGCCAUAAUGUGCCCAGAUGUCCAGGGCACCACUAGUAUGGAGAUGCUAGUUGGUAGCCAGAAGAGGAAGGCUAGGAAGACCAAGAUCACACACUUGGUGCGCACAGCUGAUGGCAGCGUGUCUCCAGCCGAGGAGGACAAAAUGAGGGACCUCAACCAGGAACAGGAGAAGAAGCCAUUACCCCAACAGAAUUUAUGCAAUGAAAAAGGGUGCUACAGUAAUCCCACAGCAGAGGAGGCAGAGAGGAGCAGCGUACCACAGGAGCUACCUGCUUUCUUCAGCCUGGCAGCCCUCGCUGAGGUGGCAGCCAUGGAGAACGCUCACAGAGGGCAGAGAGGCCUGGCUGACAGUCAGAAGAAAGAGCUCGCCCAGACUCAAGUCCUCAUCUCCUGCGCUGAUCAGUGAGACUCUGCUGCUGCUGCUGUUAGGAGAAGCCACAACACGGACACUGGCAGUGGAGCUUUACUUUCCUCAGCGGGGGGGGAGGGGAGCGAGCCCCACUCUGACG
Messenger RNA from Scomber japonicus (chub mackerel), 2925 nucleotides. Its product is annotated as HMG box transcription factor BBX. NCBI's taxonomy places the organism in Eukaryota, Metazoa, Chordata, Actinopteri, Scombriformes, Scombridae. The transcript has 16 exons. Gene Ontology annotation, molecular function: DNA-binding transcription factor activity, RNA polymerase II-specific; RNA polymerase II transcription regulatory region sequence-specific DNA binding. Gene Ontology annotation, cellular component: nucleus. Gene Ontology annotation, biological process: regulation of transcription by RNA polymerase II. Bases 201 to 2822 code for a protein of 873 amino acids. The record is from RefSeq and is a predicted model, not a curated record.